AGCAAAUGUUUAGGCUCCGGGGGCCGCCGCACCGCUGGUGGUGCCCGGUGGGGGCCAGCCUCUUGGGGGGGGGCUCGGGGCCGGUGUGCCCCCCCCCCCCCCGGUCCUGCCCCCUGUUUUUCCGCUUCGUUAAUGAUUUAUCCUCCUUGACGGACUUUGGCAGCCCGGGAAGGCGGCAGCUGGGCCCCCGAGGUGCUGCGGAGCUGGGGAGCCCCCGGGAGCCGUGUCCCAGCCCUCGGCACGCGGCUGCGCAUCCCCCAGCACCAUGACCCGCAUCGCAAACCUGCGGGGCUGCUGCCUGCUCGCGCUGCUCUGCCUCCUCCCGGCCCCGCGGGCACGGGCCGGCGGCGAUGCCGCGGCCCCGCCGGCGCUCUCGGCGGCCUCCUUCCUGCAGGACCUCCUGCGGCGCUACGGCGAGAGCGAAACCCUGAGCCUGAAGCAGCUCAAGGCCCUGCUGAACCGCCUGGACGUGGGAGUGGGGCAUGCCAACGCCUCCCAGCCGCCGCAGCAGCGCGCCAACCUCUCCCGGUGCUUCAGCUCCGUGGAGCUUUUCGCCAUCCACAACCUGAGCGAGGGCUCCGCCGUGGGGCGCGGCGAGUUCAAGGAGUUCUGCCCCACCAUCCUGCAGCAGCUGGAGUCGGGGGCGUGCGCCGCGGAGAACCUGGAGAACGAGGAGAAUGAGCAGACGGAGGAGAGCAGGCCCAGCUCGGCCGAAGUCUGGGGUUACGGUUUCCUCUGCGUCACCGUCAUCUCCCUCUGCUCGCUGGUGGGAGCCAGCGUGGUGCCCUUCAUGAAGAAGACCUUUUACAAGCGGCUGCUCCUCUACUUCAUAGCUCUGGCGAUUGGAACUCUCUACUCCAACGCCCUCUUCCAGCUCAUUCCCGAGGCCUUUGGCUUCAACCCUCAAGAAGAUUACUACGUUUCCAAAUCCGCCGUGGUGUUCGGGGGCUUCUACCUCUUCUUCUUCACCGAGAAGAUCCUGAAGAUGCUCCUGAAGCAGAAGGACCAGCACCACCACGGGCACAGCCACUACAGCCCCGAGGCGCUGCCGUCCAAGAAGGACCAGGAGGAGGGGGUCACGGAGAAGCUGCAGAACGGGGACCUGGACCACAUGAUCCCGCACAUCGCCAGCGAGCUGGAGUGCAAGAGCCCCCCCGGGGACGAGAAGGUCGUCGUGGGCUCCCUGUCUGUCCAGGACCUGCAGGCGUCCCAGAGCGCGUGCUACUGGCUGAAGGAGGUGCGGUACUCCGACAUCGGCACGCUGGCGUGGAUGAUCACCCUGAGCGACGGCCUCCACAACUUCAUCGACGGGCUGGCCAUCGGCGCCUCCUUCACCGUCUCCGUCUUCCAAGGGAUCAGCACCUCCGUGGCCAUCCUCUGCGAGGAGUUCCCGCACGAGCUGGGGGACUUCGUCAUCCUGCUGAACGCCGGGAUGACCAUCCGCCAGGCGCUCUUCUUCAACUUCAUCUCGGCCUGCUGCUGCUACGUGGGCUUGGCCUUCGGCAUCGUGGCCGGCAGCCACUUCUCUGCCAACUGGAUCUUCGCUCUGGCCGGAGGGAUGUUCCUCUACAUCGCGCUGGCUGACAUGUUCCCCGAAAUGAACGAGGUGAGCCGGGAGGACGAGCAGAACGGCAGCACCUUGAUCGCCUUCGCCAUCCAGAACGCGGGGCUGCUGACGGGCUUCACCAUCAUGGUGCUGCUCACCAUGUACUCUGGCCAGAUCCAGAUCGGGUAGGACCAGCCCAUCCGGAGGCCUGUGCCAGUUUUCCCCCUUCUAUUUUUAUUUUUUUUUUUUGGGGGGUGGGGAGGGGUUUUUUUUUUGUUUUUUUUCUUUUCCUGCUGCAAGCAUACGACAGUACCUGUGCGGGCACGACACACUACAGAAGAGGCAUUGCUUUCAAAGCUAUUCCACAGACUUCAUACUAUUUCGACUCGAGGCUGAGCGGGGCUACGUCCCCUUCGCCGUAGGACCGAACUGACCAGAGGAUCUCCUUCCCGUGCCACAUCCCUCCUCUCCUCGCAUCUCCCGGGAAGGAUGGAUUUGGAGACAGGAGCUCCUCCAGCUGUGUUGCUCCCCUCCUUGUUCUCGGAGCGGUGUGAUGGGACAAAAUGCUCUCAUGACCCUUUUUUUGCAAGGGGGUGUGAUGGGGCUGCGGGGACAGGGCUAGCGCUGGACGCCAGCUGCCUCCUGCUCACCUACCAAGGGAUGGAUGCGCCGGGGGCGACGAGUGCCACCAUGCAUGGAAGGGGAACGGCUUGCAGGCAUCGCACGGGGAGCUGGUGUUUCUCUCCUGCCUUCGGGAGCACAAGGAGACCACGACAAACCUGGCUGCUUCUCGGGGAGCUCCGUACUGACAGGUCCUCAGCUCCGCUCUCUGAGCACAGAGCCCAGGACAAGGGGGAGCUGAUGGGGCUCGGGGGGCAUGGCUCACAGUUUGAGCAACGUCCUCGCCGUCUUCAGAAACACGUCUCUGCGGCUGUUCCUGCUCCUCCUGCGAUGGAUGAGGAGGAUGAAGAGGUUUUAAGCACAUUGUGGGUGUCAGCGCUCGGAGCAGAGGACACCAAACCUCACCCCGUGCGGGUCGGGCUCACAGACACGGGCUGCGUCGGGAGAAGGCUGGCAGGACGCCGUUACCUCUUCGAGGCUCCCUGCUGCUAUAAGGAAAAAAAAAAAUCCAUUUUGAGGACAGCAAUGCUGGCAAGAAGGGCACAAGAGCAGGGACGGCGAGCCCUUAGCCUGGCCACAAGCUGCCCAGCCAGGGAAGAAGCGGUCCUUGCACUGUGACCAAGCUCAUGCAGACACCUGGGCACGGACACCCAUUUUUAAACGCUGCUGCUGCCGAGGUGCAGAGGUUCUGGGUGGGGAGGGGGGUGGUGUCGUUGUUGUUUUUUUUUUUAAAAAAAAGGAAAAAAAAAAAGAGACUGUGAACCUCUUUAGGUUGCGUGUUUCCAGCUUUCGGGAGUAGCCAGAGAAGGGUGUUACAGGCACUUCCCAGCUCUGCUUCUGGGCUGGCUUUCCCCAGAUUCACUAGGUGAAUUGACUUAUUAUCAUAUUGAUAAUGUUGCCCACCCAACCUGUGUUGCUUGAGGUUCCCUGCACCCCUCUUUCCCCUCUGCUUCCCCCAAACCUCGUCCUGCACCCGGCAGCGUUGAGUUUGUGGCCACGCUGGCACCCGGGAGCCGAUGCGGGCAGCUUACCCUCGUGGGUAUGGCGUUGGAUCGGGAUGCCAGAGUGGUGCUGGUGGCAUUGAGUGGUGCUUUGGUGCACACAUCGUCACCUUCCCUUCCACCCCUGGUGGAAGACAAAAUGGGGGGGGUGCCAGGUAUUUUGGCUGCCUGCCUGCCCACCCCAAGGGAGACGAGCCACCUCGGCCCUCGUGAACGCAGGCAGAGCCCGCGGCAGGCUCAGCACCAUCCGGCAGCAUCAUGACCUGGUUUGGUCACUGGCUAAUUAGUUCCUAAUUGCCUCAGGUAAAAGCUGGGUGACGUUCCUGUUGUGCUCCUAAUAGUUGUCACCGAGUCCCAAGGUCUCUGCCGGUACCCUCGUGGACCAGCACCUCUGCUCUCGGUGGCUUCGGCUAGGCCAGUCGUUGACUGUGGGCUUCAUCCUGCAUCCCGAAGGUUAAAUAGCUGCACGCACAGGAGCAGGGAGCCUUUUUGGCAUCCAGAGGCACCUCGAGGUGUUGUGGGUGCUGCGAGACACCGCGAUCACCAAGAGUUGUCCCGUGUGGCAGCUUCCCAGGCCGAAUUCUGGGCUGCAAUUCAGAAAUAAAGCUCCGAUACUGAUACUGGAAGGGAUGGCUUCUGCCUUUUCCCUGCUGAGAGAGCUGCAGCCUCGUCUGACAGAUGAUGUGGAAGAAUUGGAUUUUGUGAGGGACGGCGUGCGCGCUGCCUGCCCUCUCCCAAGGAAGCAUUUGGGACACGCCGUGUGUGGGGCUGGCGGCCUUCCACGGGGCAGAGGGCAGCGCGAGCACUGCCAGGGCUAAGUCACGUCUGGCAGAAGGGGUUCAGCGGUGUGCACAGAUGGAAAAGCCUUUGGGCUGGGGGCGAGGGAGGAAUAUCCUUUGGCUGCCCCUCGGGGACCACGACACGCUCGCAGGCUGUGGCUAGGAGGUCCUCUGCGUCCUAGAGAGCAGAAAAUGGGGUAAAAACCAGCACCGGCUGGUCCAGGCCCUCAACACCCCGUGGAGAUGGUGAAUCCGUGUUCUUGUUUCAAGUUAACCCUGUUUUUUUGCCAGCUGAAGUGACCACAAGAAAUCUGCAACGCAGAGAGUCGGGGGGGAAAGCCCCUCGGAGGAACAAGGCUCCUCGCAGAGCGACCCAUGUGCUCGCAAAAAGGGUUCUCAAAAAGGGUUGCUGUGGGGUUUGUGGGGCAGGAGACCCUCCUCUCACCUAACGUCUGGUGGGAGAGGACUCCAGCUUCAGGCAGGUUGGCACCAGGUCAGGGAUGGGAGAUCGAGGAGGGAAAGUGACCGAAAUCGAGCUUGUAUGUUUGUUUUUUUUUUUUUAAUCCUUUCUGUGUCUGUUUAGAAGCUCAAGUUCCAUCUCAGUAUUUUAAUAACUCAGGUGUUGUAAGAAAUACUUGUCGAAACAAAGAGCAUAACUUAUGUCACGUGGAUUGUAAAGGUAUUUGUAAAAUUCCAUAAAUAAAAUAUAUUCUGUAA
Messenger RNA from Cygnus atratus (black swan), 4664 nucleotides. RefSeq names its product solute carrier family 39 member 14 (gene SLC39A14). The transcript has 10 exons. Gene Ontology annotation, cellular component: membrane. Gene Ontology annotation, biological process: intracellular zinc ion homeostasis; zinc ion import across plasma membrane. NCBI's taxonomy places the organism in Eukaryota, Metazoa, Chordata, Aves, Anseriformes, Anatidae. Gene Ontology annotation, molecular function: zinc ion transmembrane transporter activity. The coding region runs from base 266 to 1735 and encodes 489 amino acids. The record is from RefSeq and is a predicted model, not a curated record.